AAGAAUGAUUACAUUCAUCUGACAAUUAGUAAGGGUGGUAUUAUGUUGAGAGAAUAGCUUGUGGAUUGUCUAAAAGACUCAUACUGGAUUCUCUGAAGGAAGGCAGCGUCUGAGUUCAUUCACCAUGGGGAGAGAGGAUGGGGACAUGCCAGACUCUCUACCAACCAUCCCUGAGGAGGUAUUUGCAAAAGGCUACCCCAACCUGGCCUUCCAUGAGGAUACGAAGCCUCAGGAGCGGAUGACAGAGGGGCAGCCAACCGUUGACACGGAGCGCAAGCCAAAGAAGGGCCUCGGAAGGAAGAAAAAAGAACCAGCAAAAGCAGUGGGAUUUUUCCAGUUGUUCCGCUACGCUACUGGUUGUGAGGUGCUCCUAAUGAUAAUCGGCCUGCUAUGUGCUGCUCUCCACGGGAUAGCCCUGCCCCUUAUGUGUGUUGUGUUUGGACAGAUGACCGACAGCUUUGUACAAAGUGGACAACAGCUCAACCUUACAGCCAAUUUCACUGUGGAGGAGAUCAGCGCUUUAUUGAACUCAACUGACGGAUGUAUUCAGAUUCCUGGAGUUGAUAUACAGGCUCUAAUGACUCGACAUGCCUAUUACUUCAUCGGGAUCGGUUGUGCUGUGUUCCUGCUGGGGACCUUUCAGGUGAUGUUGUUCUUGCUGACAGCCACCAAACAGACCAAACGGAUCCGGGAGAAAUACUUCCAUGCCAUCCUCCACCAACAGAUGUCCUGGUUUGAUACACACCAGAUAGGAGUUCUCAAUGUUAGGUUGACAGAUGACAUCAACACAAUCAACGAAGGCCUUGGAGACAAGAUCUGUGUGUUCGUGCAGUUCUUCUGCACCUUCUUGUCAGGGUUCAUCAUUGGUUUCAUCUUCGGCUGGAAGUUGACACUCGUCAUCCUGGCCGUCAGUCCUCUCCUGGCAGGAUCAGCUGCCGUCUGGUCCAAAAUACUUGCCACCCUGACCAGUAAGGAGCUGUCUGCCUAUGCCAAAGCAGGGGCGGUAGCUGAAGAGAUACUGGUGGCUAUCAGGACAGUUGUGGCUUUCAAUGGGCAGAAGAAAGCUGUGGAAAGGUAUGAAAACAACUUGGAGGAUGCUAAAAACUUUGGAAUAAAGAAGGCCAUCACCACUAACGUGGCCAUGGGCUUCACCCAGUUUGUCAUAUUUGGGACGUACGCCUUGGCUUUCUGGUACGGGACCAAGCUCUCUGUAGACGAGCCUGAAAACUACACCAUUGGAAAAACCAUUACAGUCUUCUUCUCAGUGAUGAUUGGGUCGUUUUCUUUGGGCCAGGGUGCGCCUAACUUAGAAGCCAUCGCCAAAGCCCGGGGUGCUGCCUAUGAAGUCUACAAUACCAUUGACCAGCCGCGGCCCAUAGACAGCAGUUCAAAGGAAGGUCACAAACCAGACUGUGUGAAAGGAGACAUUGAAUUCAAGAACAUCCACUUCAGCUACCCCUCCAGGAAAGAUGUCAAAAUUCUUCAGGGAGUGAAUCUGACAGUGCCUCGUGGGAAGACCAUAGCUCUGGUUGGAGCCAGUGGAUGUGGGAAGAGCACCACCAUUCAGCUGCUGCAGCGCUUUUAUGAUCCAGACUCAGGAGAGAUUACCCUGGAUGGUCGGGACAUCCGGACCCUGAAUGUGAAGUGGCUGAGGGAGAAUAUGGGUAUCGUCAGUCAGGAACCUGUGCUAUUCGGAACAACCAUUGCAGAAAACAUCCGCUACGGCAGAGAGGAUGCCACAGAUGAGGACAUCGAACGGGCCGUGAGAGAGGCCAACGCAUACGACUUUAUCUCCAAACUCCCCGAUAAGCUGAACACCAUGGUGGGGGAGCGGGGAGCCCAGCUCAGUGGAGGACAGAAGCAGAGGAUAGCUAUCGCCCGGGCCCUGGUCAAAAACCCGAAGAUCCUCCUGCUGGACGAGGCCACCUCCGCCCUGGACACCCAGAGUGAGUCGGUUGUCCAGGCCGCUCUGGAUAAGGCCAGGGCGGGCCGCACCACGAUAGUGAUCGCCCACCGCCUGUCCACCAUCAGAACAGCUGACGUGAUCGCUGGCUUCAGCAACGGAGAGGUGGUGGAGCAGGGAACACACAGGGAACUCAUGGACAAGAAGGGGGUCUACUACUCUCUGGUCAUGCAGCAGAGUCAAGGGAAGCCAGAGGAAGAGGAAGAGGACCCUGUGGAAGAGGAUAACCCUCCUAAAUAUGAGGAUCUAGAUGAUGUCCUAUAUGACUCAUCUGACAUGGAUGAGCUGGAAGUGGUAAACGAGGAAGGAAUAGAAAACGGCGGCUUUGAAAGGAACUCAAUCAGCAGUGGCCGUGUGGAAAUGAAACUGACCAGGAGGAAAUCUAAGAAGUCUAAGAAAGACAAGAAGAACCUUGCUAAAAAGCAUUCCUUACAGGAGAUUGGAUGGUUUGAUGACAACAACAAUGCAGUGGGAGUUCUAACCACCAGAUUGGCCACAGAUGCAUCUCUGGUUAAAGGGGCGACUGGGUCUAGGUUGGGUCUGGCCACCAACACAGUCUGUGCUCUCACCAUCGCCAUUGUGGUGGCCUUCAUCCACAGCUGGCAGCUCACCCUCCUCAUCCUCGCCUGUGUGCCCUUCCUCAUUGGAGCCAACAUCAUUCAGAUGAGGGCCAUGGCAGGCCACGCCUCCAAAGACCAGGGUGCCCUGGAGCAGUCUGGGAAGAUAUCUACUGAGACCGUUGAAAACUUCAAGACAGUUGUUGGACUGACACGGGAGGACGUCUUCUUUCACAAGUUCAUGGACAGUCUAGAAAGACCAUACCAGAACGGUUUGGUGAAGGCUCCCAUCUACGGACUAACAUUUGCCGUUGCCCAAGCAAUCCCUUACAUGGUCAAUGCUGCAAUCUUUCGCUUUGGGUCCUGGCUUAUUGCUCACUGUCACACAGAAUAUGAAAAUGUUUUCCUUGUGUUUUCUGUGAUCAUAUUUGCUGCCAUGAACAUAGGAGAAUCAGCAUCUUUUGCUCCUGACUUUGCAAAAGCGAAAGCAGCUGCUGGGAGAAUUCUUGGCUUGUUGGAGAAGAAACCAGAGAUUGACAUUUACAGUGAGGAGGGAGAGAAGCCAACGGACUUUGUCGGGGACAUUGAGUUCCGAGGGAUACACUUUGCGUACCCGACCCGUCAAAACGUGAGGGUUCUCCAGGGGUUGAGCGUGUCAGUGGGGCCUGGUCAGACCCUGGCCCUGGUCGGGGAGAGUGGCUGUGGGAAAAGCACCUCCAUACAACUACUGGAGCGCUUCUAUAGCCCUGCUGAAGGAAAAGUGUUAGUGGAUGGGUUGGAUACUAAGACCCUGAACCUGUCGUGGCUGAGGUCUCAGCUGGGCCUGGUGUCCCAGGAGCCCAUCCUGUUCGACUGCAGCAUCUCAGAGAACAUCCAGUACGGGGACAACAGCAGAGACGUCUCCCAGGAUGAGAUAGAGGAGGCAGCCAAGAACGCCAACAUCCAUGACUUCAUCAUGGGCCUGCCAGAGAAAUACAAUACCAGGGUUGGGGACAAGGGGACCCAGAUGUCUGGAGGUCAGAAACAGAGGAUAGCCAUUGCCAGAGCUCUGGUCAGACAGCCUAAAGUACUGCUGCUGGAUGAAGCCACUUCCGCCCUGGACACAGAGAGUGAGAAGAUUGUCCAACAGGCUUUAGACGCCGCCCGGCAGGGCCGCACCUGCAUCGUGAUCGCCCACCGCCUGUCUACCAUCCAGAAUGCAGACCAGAUAGCGGUAAUUCAGUAUGGUCAGGUGACAGAGCAGGGUACACAUACUGACCUCAUGGCUAAAGGGGGGGCUUACUAUGCCCUGGUCAACGCACAGGUCACCCACUAACUCAUAUUCAGAUUGAUGUUUUGCAGCGUAUUUACUGUUCUGUUGA
Salvelinus fontinalis (brook trout) is the source of this 3881-nucleotide messenger RNA. Its product is annotated as ATP-dependent translocase ABCB1-like. Gene Ontology annotation, cellular component: membrane. The record is from RefSeq and is a predicted model, not a curated record. Gene Ontology annotation, molecular function: ATP binding; ATP hydrolysis activity; ABC-type transporter activity. The transcript is spliced from 26 exons. The coding region runs from base 125 to 3835 and encodes 1236 amino acids. Lineage: Eukaryota; Metazoa; Chordata; Actinopteri; Salmoniformes; Salmonidae. Gene Ontology annotation, biological process: transmembrane transport.